AUGCUUCUCGUUCGUAUCAAGGAGACGCGAAAUGAAAGCUGUGAUGAUAUCGAUAAGUUCAAAGACCAGGCUUGGGAGAAAAUUCCUCUGCUAGCCAAUCAGGGAGAGUUCGCUACAGGGGAAAAGCUGCUAGGUACUAUUCAAGCAACACCUCAUCGCACCGUCUCCUACGACGCGGCGAACAAACCUCCGCGCCGGGGUAGCAUCUAUCUCAACAUGCCCGAGCGAAACACAGGAGAAGGAGCUGCUGGUGCUCGAAGGAGGAGAUCUAGCAGUAUCCUCCAAGUUUACCACGAGCCUCCUGAGACUCUCGAGCAAAUCAGUGAUCAGGCUGCCCUGCCUAAUCUCAACGCCAACUGGACAAAUGCCAAAGGUGCCUGGACUAUCCAUAUUGUCUUGAUUCUCGCUGCCAAAAUUAUCUUCGACGCGAUCCCUGGUGUCUCGCAGGAGACCUCAUGGACCCUUACAAACAUGUCCUACAUGUUUGGCUCCUACAUCAUGUUCCAUCAUGUCCGUGGUGUUCCCUUCGAUUUCAACAGUGGCGCUUUCGACAACCUCAACAUGUGGGAGCAGAUUGAUAACGGGGCACAAUACACACCAACCAAGAAGUUCCUUCUCAGUGUCCCAAUCGCCCUUUUCCUUGUCAGCACUCACUACACACAUUACGACUUGACAUACUUUACCAUUAACUUGCUGGCUGUCUUGGGAGUCGUCAUCCCUAAGCUACCUUUUAGCCACCGAAUGCGUUUCGGUCUAUUCUCAGGUAUCCCGGAGGAAUAG
Messenger RNA from Fusarium poae, 780 nucleotides. RefSeq lists its product as uncharacterized. Gene Ontology annotation, biological process: ceramide metabolic process; intracellular sphingolipid homeostasis; negative regulation of ceramide biosynthetic process. The coding region runs from base 1 to 780 and encodes 259 amino acids. The record is from RefSeq and is a predicted model, not a curated record. Gene Ontology annotation, cellular component: endoplasmic reticulum membrane. NCBI's taxonomy places the organism in Eukaryota, Fungi, Ascomycota, Sordariomycetes, Hypocreales, Nectriaceae. The transcript is spliced from 5 exons.